GACUGCCACACAGUCUUCAGACAGAGUUGAACGCGGAUCAUCAUCAUCGUCGUCGUCGUCGUUUCGUGGUCGUCGUCGCCGUUGAGGAUUGCCGCCGGGGUCCUCACUCAACUCUGUCUGAAUGUUGUCGUGUCGGCUCCACCUUGAGCAUAAACCUUUUAGUUUUCAAUUAGUUUAGUAAUUCAAUUUACCAAUUUUAAUUUUUGGACGGGGCGUGUGUUGCUUAGAAAAUAUGAGCUAGUUUGUCGACAUCGAUUACAUAACCUUCAAAUCUGUGUCUAAUCCGAUGGAAUUACUUAUUCAUCUCUCUCUCGUCAUUUUCGCAGCUUAAAGUGUAAUGUGUCGAGCGACUUAAGCUACGUCUAUAUAUCUACAAUCUGUGUACCUUAUUUGUGAUAUCAUAACCCCAAAAAACCAUAAAUUAAAAAAAUAAAAAAGAAACAUAUAAUAUCUAAAUAAUAAUUUAAAGUAUUAUACAUUUUGUUGUAUAAAUAAUCAUUUAAAUCAAUAAAUAUAAUACGUUAAUUGGUUUGGGAUUACGUUGAGCGAUUACAUAACUGAGAACAGCGCCAAAAUGGAUUACGCAAUACUUGCGAACAAUGCACUGUGAGAAUGCAACAACCUAUGGCUACAGCAACAGCAACCACAGCAACAGCAACAAAACAACAAUAAAUAAAUAGGAAAUUGUAAUUUAAAUGGCAAGCAACUGAUAGAGCUCACCUUGCUCCCGUCUUUCCCCACUCUCUGCACUGCAAAGCGGAACGAGCCAAUCAAAAUUGAGUUAUAAAAUCUGCUGUGUGCUGCAAAUUAGCCUCCUGCUGAUUCGACACGCCCAAAUUUCAGUGGCAGUGGCACGUUAAGCCACCGUGAAGUAGGCAACAAAAUAUUUAUGCGCACAAGUGAUAACAAGAGCAGCCAGCCACAAGAGAACAGCACAACAUCAUCCACAUUCGCAUCCAGUGAGGAGCCAGCCGGCGGCCAGUGGAGAAAGUAAAAUAUCUAACAGUCAACAACCAGCAGCAUCAUGAAGGGCUUGACGGCGUUUAAGGAUAAAGCGGGCGGCGUGUUUGGCGGCCUGAAGCCAAAUAUGGAAAAGUUUGAUAUCUCCCAGGGCUACCAUGGCGGACACGGUGGCUACGAGGAAAUGGAGGGCGGCGAACGCGAGGGACGAGGCCCCGGCGGCGGACAUGCCUACGACGACGAUGGACCCGAAUCGCCCGCCUCCUUCGAGGAGAUCGAAAGGCCGCCGUUGCGCAAGAUCGACAAGUACUGCAAGGCCGAGUGUCCUUGCAUGCCGGCCCGUUACACCAUCGCCACAAUGGCCUGUGUGGGAUUCAUGAUUGCUUUCGGCAUGCGCUGCAAUAUGUCGGCAGCGAAGCUCAAAGGCGAGCACAAUGGGACUGUCUUUAUGAACUGGACGGUGGCGGUGGAGAGCCAUGUGGACUCCUCGUUCUUUUGGGGCUAUCUGAUUACGCAAAUACCCGGCGGUUUUAUUGCAUCCAAAUUUCCGGCGAACAAAAUCUUCGGCCUGUCGAUUGUCAGCUCUGCAUCGCUGCAUCUGAUUGUGCCCUUUGCCAUGACAUUGAUGCAUGGCCAUGUGGUGAUUUGUGUGCGCGUGCUGCAAGGACUCUUUGAGGGCGUCACAUAUCCGGCCUGCCACGGCAUCUGGCGCUUCUGGGCGCCGCCCAUGGAACGCUCCCGUCUCGCCACCUUGGCCUUCUCGGGCUCGUAUGCUGGCGUGGUUGUUGGUCUGCCGCUCUCUGGGCUGCUCGCUGAUGCCGUCGGCUAUCAGGCACCGUUUUAUGCAUAUGGCUGCUUUGGCAUCAUUUGGUAUUUGUUCUGGAUCUGGUUGUGUUUCGAGAAUCCACGCAAGCAUCCCGCCAUCAGCAUACCCGAGCUGAAGUACAUUGAGAAAUCGCUUGGCGAAUCAGCGCAUCCCACAAUGCCAUCGAUUAAGACGACACCGUGGCGUCAGAUGCUGCGUUCCAUGCCGGUUUAUGCCAUUAUUGUGGCCAACUUUUGUCGCUCCUGGAACUUUUAUUUGCUCGUUCUGUUCCAGUCGUCGUUCCUCAAGCACAAGUUCGGCUUUAAGGUGGAGGAAGCGGGCUUUGUGGGUUCGCUGCCUCACUUGAUCAUGACUACGAUUGUGCCCUUUGGCGGCAUGCUGGCGGAUCAUCUGCGCAAGAAUGGCAUUCUAUCCACGACUAAUGUGCGCAAACUGUUCAACUGCGGCGGCUUUGGUAUGGAGGGACUCUUCUUUCUGUUCGUGGCACAUUCCUCAACAGCGACAGGUGCCAUGUUUGCACUGACUUGUGGCGUCGCUUUCAGUGGCUUUGCCAUCUCGGGUUACAAUGUGAAUCACUUGGACAUUGCGCCACGCUAUGCCAGUAUACUGAUGGGUCUCUCCAAUGGCAUUGGCACACUGGCCGGCAUCAUAGUGCCCUACGCACUGGACGGUCUCAUUCAGAGAAAUCCCACUGGCUGCUGGACCACAGUCUUCACCUUGGCCGCAUGUGUGCAUCUGGUUGGCUGCAGUUUUUAUGGCAUUUUUGCAUCGGGCGAACUGCAGCCAUGGGCUGAGCCACCGGCAGAAGAGCAGCAGGUGUGGGCACCUCCGAUGGGCGCCAUUACCAACGAUGAUCCCAGCCAGGCGGGCAUGAUGGGCCAGUACAUGAAGGAAACGACAUUCGGCGCACCCGAGUACACUGAGCAGAGCCAAAUGCAACAAUCGAAUACGAAUGCCAUUAGCUAUGGCGCCACCGGACACGUGGCCAACAAUCCAUUUGCCAUGGCGGCAACGGCGCCAACGAUGGAGAUGCCACCGUCAGCACAAUACGGCGAUGCCGGCAGCGGCUAUGACUACACGCAAUCACAAGGACAACAACAGCCAGCCACGAAUAUGUAUCCUAAUAUACCCACUAACGACUAUCAGCAGCAACAGUAAAUGGAUAAUCAGAAUGUUAAACUAGCUUUUAGUUGUAGUCGAAAACUCGUUUGCCGUUUGCGUUUCUCGUUUAUUGUUUGUUCCCGCUGAGUUGGCGUUGAAUUGGAAUACAUAUAAGCUAAAGCACAUAUAUCGAAUAUAUAUAUAGUUGUAUUAACUGAUUGACCAUUAACUGUUCAGCGAUAACGAAUUUCAAUACAACAACAACAACACGACAGACGACACUAACACAAUGAAACUAUGUACCUAACAGAGCAACUAAUACAUACACACACAACUAACACACACGGACACUUGGCGCAGCACAAGAAAUAAAACUAUAGCAUACUUUUAAGCGCCGCUUCAGCGAACUUCUAUUUACAAGCUCCAACUGCAAAGCACUCACACAUACUCUCACAAAUACAGAUGACAAGUUGAUACUUAGGAAUAUUUGAAAGGAAACAUUUGUGUAUAUCAUUAAGACAUAAUCCAGGCACGCCGCACGUCUCAAACCGUUACGAAUAUUAUUACAAAUAAUAAUAAAUGAAAUUCUAUAUAUAUUACAAUAA
Drosophila albomicans is the source of this 3492-nucleotide messenger RNA. RefSeq names its product vesicular glutamate transporter 1 (gene VGlut). Lineage: Eukaryota; Metazoa; Arthropoda; Insecta; Diptera; Drosophilidae. Gene Ontology annotation, biological process: neurotransmitter loading into synaptic vesicle; transmembrane transport; monoatomic anion transport. The record is from RefSeq and is a predicted model, not a curated record. Gene Ontology annotation, molecular function: neurotransmitter transmembrane transporter activity; L-glutamate transmembrane transporter activity. The coding region runs from base 1025 to 2944 and encodes 639 amino acids. Gene Ontology annotation, cellular component: synaptic vesicle membrane; excitatory synapse. The transcript has 8 exons.